Messenger RNA from Nylanderia fulva, 841 nucleotides. RefSeq lists its product as uncharacterized. The record is from RefSeq and is a predicted model, not a curated record. NCBI's taxonomy places the organism in Eukaryota, Metazoa, Arthropoda, Insecta, Hymenoptera, Formicidae.
UAUUUUACUCACGCGCGAGUAUCGUUCACGCCAAAGUAUUUCAACAUGAGGGCUCUGAUCUGCCUGAUGCUGGUUGCCGCAGCAUUCGCCACCGAAGUGAAGAAUGUCCAGAAGCGUGGUCUGAGUUUAGGUGGAUGGGGAGGACUCGAUGGUCUGAGUUUGUCUAGUGGAUAUGGUGGUGGAUAUGGUGGUGGAUAUGGUGGUGGAUAUGGUGGUCUGAGUUUAGGUGGACUAGAUGGUGGACUAGAUGGUGGUCAUGGCAAGAUCGCCAUCGCCAUCAAGGAGAGGACUGUUCCAGUCGCGGUUCCGCACCCAGUUCCCGUCCCAGUUGACCGUCCGUACCCCGUUAAGGUUCCAGUCGCCGUUCCAGCGCCCUACCCAGUUAUUCAAACGAAAACUAUCACGGUUCCCGUAGAGAAGCCAGUUCCAGUCGCCGUUCCAGUGCCACAACCCUACCCAGUUAUUCAGACGAAAACUAUCGCGGUUCCCGUAGAGAAGCCAGUUCCAGUCACGGUUCCUGUCAAGGUCCCAGUACCCGCCCCAUACCCCGUUAAGGUUGCAGUGCCUCACCCAGUCCCAGUUGCAGUACCCCAUCCAGUUCCAGUUGCGGUUCCGCAACCGGUCUACAUCAAAGAAACGGUUCCCGUUUACAUUAAGGGACACUACUAGAUGAAUUUCUCCUCCAAAAAAAGUCACAUACACGCCACCCCGCUCCAUUUCGCGACCUUUUUUCCCAACAGCGCAAAAUCCAUCACGACGAGCAGACGACGUUUCUUCUUGUCGUGUAUAGUACCUUUAAUUCACGGAAUAAAUCAAUUUUGUAAAUGUUUUCAUAAAGAAA